Molecule: messenger RNA, 499 nt
Organism: Contarinia nasturtii (swede midge)
Lineage: Eukaryota; Metazoa; Arthropoda; Insecta; Diptera; Cecidomyiidae
Exons: 8
Coding region: 12-467 (151 amino acids)
Source: RefSeq, a predicted model, not a curated record
AGUUGAUCAAAAUGUUAUAUUUUCGAAAGCUUUUCGCAAUCGCAUCAAUCGUUUUGGCAAUUUCAACAUUGUCAAAAUCGAGUGGAACUGAAGAAACCUCUGGUUAUAGUUCGUCUAACACCAAUGAAGUGGAUACUUUGGCAAUGCAACUUGAACAUUUGAAUAAUCUGGGAGGACCAAGUACCUCUGGUUCUAAUUCGUCUAACACCAAUGAAGUGGAUAAUUUGGCAACGCAAUUUGAACUUAUGAAUAAUCUGCAAGAGAUGCAAGAAGUGGAUGAUGAUAUACGCAAUAUCCAAAAUGCUCUUAUAAAUGGGUAUUUGAAUGCAAACGAAGAAGAAAGGAAGCGAUGCAUUAAACAAGUGCAGAGGACGUGGAAAAUAUUUCCUAAAGGUUUUAGGAGGCAACUUGAGUCUACUAUGAACUUAGAUAGAAAUGGAGUACCGAAGAAGAAGAAGAAGAAGUAAAAGGUUAUUGAAAUUGACGAAUCGUGACGAAU